Durusdinium trenchii is the source of this 1394-nucleotide messenger RNA. Lineage: Eukaryota; Dinophyceae; Suessiales; Symbiodiniaceae. The record is from the annotation of a GenBank genome assembly.
CAAAGAUUUCGCUUUGGCCUUUGCCUCCGUGCCCCGGCGGACGUCCGGUCCGGUUCAGUUCCGCUCCGAACCGGGGCUCCGAACGAACCGCUGUGGGUUGGAAGAAGCGGUGCUGUUCAUCAAUGGCCUCUCCGGUGAAGAAGGAUCACGUGGCCAACUUCUACUUCGAGCAUUCCGAUCUGGCAGGCCGACGCAUCGCGGAACACGUGACGGUGGACAAGAAGGGCCAUGUGACCUGGUGCCGCGACGAGGAGUCUCGCGUCUUCCGACGCUCGGACGUGGUUGGGGUGAGCUAUUCCACGAGGUUUGGGAACCCGGAUGAGUUCAAGUACAUCAAGCUGGGGCAAGAAGGCCGUGGCUUGUUCGAAUUCAUGAUGCAGCGGCUGCCCAUCCUCUUUGCCUUGAUCCUCACAAUCUUCAAUAUUUUCACCGUCGCCGUUGCUCUGGCGCUGGCCCUCACUUGGAACUUGUGGCAGGUCUUUCCCAACACCUCCGUGGGCUAUGACAUGUCGAUGGGUCCCGACUACCGGCCCUUGACCUGGACGUCGGUUUUGGGUUUCUGCCUCAUGGGUGCGGUGGCACUCUGUGACUAUUGGUUGGAAGCCACGCCCACCUUCCUGGGCUUCAAACCCAUCACUCGCGGCCCGAGGCGUCCCUGCUUGCUGUGGAUGAAUCGGAUCGUUUUGGGUCUCAAUGGACUUUGGUCCUUCUACGUCUUCAUUGCCUGCCCCAUCGCCUAUUCAGUCACCUGGAAGUUGGACUGUUCCGCCGAUCUCUGUGCUGCGGGCAGUACGGGUGUCGCCACCUGUGGUGUGAAUGGAUGCACCUGUAGUGGUCUCAUGGACAUGAGCUGCACCCCUGCGGUGAGCAAGAUGGGCACUUUGUGCGCGAGUGUGCAGCAGCCGCUUUGCCGGGCACUGGGCAGUGAUCAAGAAGUGAGUGGCGCACAUUUGCCACUGCUGGUGGGUGCGAUUGGCGCUUCGAUCCUGGGAAUUUUCUUGGGCUUGAUGUGGAUCGUGAACAUGAUCGUGAUCUACGGGACGUGGACCGUGGAGUCGGCGGAGGCACGCCGUUUGGCGAGGAAGAACGCGGAGGUGGAGCACCACAGGUUCACUGUGCUCUUCCGGGGGCAACGAAAGAUCAUCUUCACCCUAAGCGCGGAGGAGGACCCCGACGAGGUCAUCAGCUGCUUGAUGCCCGAGGUGGAUCUGGGCGAUCCGCUCUUCUACGGCGAGGGCGACUUCGAUGGUGCCAGCACUGACGUCCCCCCACAGCAAGGGGCCGAAGAGGACGAGCCGAAUGAACCACAGUGGUGCUGAGUGUGAACUCGGUGUCCCAAUUGGUCCGUUUCACUCCGAGACCGAGUGUCUCCACAAAUGUGGGAGACGGCAGCC